Messenger RNA from Trichosurus vulpecula (common brushtail), 3549 nucleotides. RefSeq names its product protein kinase cAMP-activated catalytic subunit beta (gene PRKACB). Gene Ontology annotation, molecular function: cAMP-dependent protein kinase activity; ATP binding. Gene Ontology annotation, cellular component: nucleus; cAMP-dependent protein kinase complex. NCBI's taxonomy places the organism in Eukaryota, Metazoa, Chordata, Mammalia, Diprotodontia, Phalangeridae. Gene Ontology annotation, biological process: peptidyl-serine phosphorylation. The transcript is spliced from 10 exons. Bases 1 to 1197 code for a protein of 398 amino acids. The record is from RefSeq and is a predicted model, not a curated record.
AUGGCAGCUAAGAGGGAGCUGCCUUGUAACCAGUGUACAGGGACCACCACUACUCUUCAAAAACUUGAAGGUUUUGCUAGCCGAUUGUUUCAUAGACAGCCUAAGGGUACAGCCCAUGAUCUGAAAACAGCUCUGGAAAAUGAGAGCCUUCAUUUCUCUGAGUACACUGCCUUAUGGGACAGAUCAAUGAGAGACUUCCUCUCCAAGGCCAAGGAAGAAUUCUUGAGGAAAUGGGAAAAUCCCACCCAGAAUACUGCUGUUUUGGAUGACUUUGAGAGAAAGAAAACCCUUGGAACUGGAUCAUUUGGACGUGUCAUGCUUGUGAAACACAAGGCCACUGAGCAGUAUUAUGCUAUGAAAAUCCUUGAUAAGCAGAAGGUUGUUAAGCUGAAGCAAAUUGAGCAUACCUUGAAUGAGAAAAGGAUCCUGCAGGCUGUGAAUUUCCCUUUCCUGGUCAAGCUGGAAUAUGCUUUCAAGGAUAAUUCCAACCUGUACAUGGUUAUGGAAUACGUGCCUGGUGGUGAGAUGUUUUCCCACCUGAGAAAAAUUGGCCGAUUCAGCGAGCCCCAUGCCCGCUUCUAUGCCUCCCAGAUUGUCCUGACUUUUGAGUAUCUUCAUGCUCUUGACCUGGUCUACCGUGACCUGAAGCCUGAAAACCUUCUGAUUGACAAAUAUGGAUACAUCCUGGUCACUGACUUUGGAUUUGCCAAAAGGGUGAAGGGCAGAACCUGGACCCUUUGUGGAACCCCUGAAUACCUGGCUCCUGAGAUCAUCCUCAGCAAGGGAUACAACAAGGCUGUGGACUGGUGGGCCCUGGGAGUGCUGAUCUAUGAGAUGACUGCUGGUUAUCCUCCCUUCUUUGCUGACCAGCCUAUUCAGAUCUACGAAAAGAUCAUUUCUGGAAAGGUCCGUUUCCCCUCCCACUUCAGCUCCGAACUCAAGGACCUCCUGAGGAACCUGCUCCAGGUCGACCUGACCAAGCGUUUCGGAAACCUGAAGAAUGGUGUCGGCGACAUCAAGCACCACCGCUGGUUUUCUGCCAUUGACUGGAUUGCCAUUUUUCAGAGAAAAGUGGAAGCUCCAUUUGUCCCUCGCUACCGAGGUGCUGGUGAUACCAGCAACUUCGAUGAUUACGAAGAAGAGGACAUCCGUGUUUCUCUUACCGAGAAAUGUGCAAAGGAAUUUGCUGAUUUUUAGAGUGAGACCAGCAGGUCUCACCCCUUUGCACGCUGUUAUGAAAAAAGGCGAUGCUGAAUAUUAUUGUGUAACAAAAAUCCAUCUAGUUCCUUCAUUCCACACGUUUAAGUAAAGUCAUCAUCAUGUGUGCAAUUAAGAAAACCCAGAUUACUUAGGCACAGGGCCGGCCACGGGUAUUAUUUUUACUUUGUCCUUUUUUUUUUGUUUGUCCUUCUCUUUGGAUUCUAUAAUUUUACUCCUCCCCUUUUCAAAUUACAAAGUCCCGCCCCGUCCCCCCCCCCAUGACCUAUUUUGUUUUGAUCAGUUUGGUGUUCAGAAAUGAGAGGUGGUACAGCUAGUGGUGUUUGAUAGAUUGGGGGGAGGGGAGAGAGGGAGAGGGGGGAGAGGGAGAGGAAGAGGGGGGAGAGGCGGGAGAGAGGGGGAGAGGGAGAGGGAGGGGGAAAGAGGGAGAGGGAGGGGGGAUAGGAGAGGAGGGGGAAGAGAGGGAAAGGGGGGGAGAGAGAGAGGGAGAGAGAGAGAGAGAGAGAGAGAGAGGAGAGAGAGAGAGAGGGACAGAGGGAGAGAGAGAGAGAGAGAAAGUAUUUCUUCUUGUCUGAACCAGCUAGUCCCUUUUAUCUACAAUCCUUAGACAUGGUUUCUAAUAAUUAUAUUAAUUUAUUAAAAUUUUUCCUAAUUCAAACUACUCUAUACUUAUUGGAGAUUUCUAAAAACAAAAUUCCCAAUGUUAUGUAAAUUUAUGCAAAAUUAAACUAAAACAAAACAAAGCAAAAAAAAAAAAAACCCAUCAUUCUGGAAACUAAACUAAAUUAGGCGAUAAAUUGGCAUCAAGUCAGGGGUGGCCGGCCGGUCCCUGUGCCUUGGUUUUCUGUGACCAGUAAAAUUCUUUCAUCUCUGCCUUCUGUUGUAAUUCUUGCGUGUGUGUUGUUCUGUAAAUCAUGAGUAGCCUGUGCAAUGAGAAGCAUGUGAUCUCAUGCAACAGGAAUAUUUCUCAAUGGUCUGGAUUGUAAACCAGUUUCACUCAUAUAGGUAACAGCAUCGCCAUAUGUAUUCAAUAAAAUUAAUAGUUUCAGUAUUGUAAACAGCGCAUGAGUAUUUAAGUGAUUAUUGUCGAGGGUCAUAAAAAUCCCUCACUUUAAACCUUUUCGCUUUUAAAAAAGAUUAUUUUGCUUUAUGUUUAAAAGGGCAUCUGUGUGAUGGGUUUGCUUGGCCCUGCUAGGAUAAUAAAAAAUUAAGUAAUUAAGUGGCUUCGCUAUUGCUAUUUAUAUUAUGAAUGCACUGCUAGCUGCUUGCGGCUAUUUAUUUUUUGUUCUUAGUGAUUUUUAACUUAGAGCGUUUUGCCAUGUUUUUGUUCUGGUAUUCUAUAUUAGUAAGCUGAAGAUGGAGUACUGCAUCAAACAUCAUUUUCAAUUUAAUUGUUUAUAACAAGGAAAGGAGAAACAAAAUCAAAAAAAAAAAACUGCCACAAUUGGGUUUCAUUUUAAAGGUGCGCUCUCUUUUUUUUUGAACAGAAUCCUCUCUUAAGUUUGUAAUCAGUUUUUAGUUUCCGGUGAGCCAGAUGUUACGAUCACGUAACCGCAGCAUCAAUUAAGCUUUUGGGCGUAGAUGUUUUUACAUUCUCACCAAAUGACUUAACUUCGAUCUUGCUGCCAAGUGCUGGCUUUGGGCGCUCUUUUUUCUUUUCCGAUUUUUCAAAAUUCCAUGGCUCAGCACUUUUUUUUCCUUUCAAACAUCCAUCCUGGUACUUUUUAACACUUAUGGAUCUCUCAGUGACCUAUCUUCACACAGCACACCUUCACAGUUUUAAAAAAAACUGGGGCAUAAAUUGCAGAUCAAUAUCAAUUUCAAAACACAAACUUCACAGGAUGAUCGUUUUUACAAAAAAACCGAUCUUAUAUACCGAUAUACCACAGUUAUAUCACCAAGGUUUCAUAGGUCACUGAAACAAAUUCCUUUUAAUCUGCCUACUACUCCUUUCUGAUAAAAAAAUAAAUAAAUCUUUAUACUCAUUUUAAAAUUAUAUUUGAACUGUACUCUUUCUCCAACUUUCAGUAUGAUACCAGAUCCUCGAGCAUCUUAGUACCAGCAAUGUUGCUAAGAUGCUGACACCGAUUUUCAGUAUUGUUCUAUCUACUUUUACUCAUGUGCAAGAAAAGUAUAAGAUAAUUUGCUGUAUCAGAAUUUAAGUAAAAAAUAAUUUGCCAUCCCAUCAACAAAUUUUAAAAUUAUUUGCAAGAAAAGGUUUAAAUCUUUUGUAUUUCAUUUAGCUCCUGAACAUGCUUUGUACGCUAGCUGUAUGCGGUAAAAUAUAUAGUAACUUUGAUGUUUUAAAUAAAUGCUAUCUAUAUGUCGCAA